Messenger RNA from Scophthalmus maximus (turbot), 4374 nucleotides. RefSeq names its product casein kinase I. Bases 947 to 2353 code for a protein of 468 amino acids. Lineage: Eukaryota; Metazoa; Chordata; Actinopteri; Pleuronectiformes; Scophthalmidae. The transcript is spliced from 13 exons. The record is from RefSeq and is a predicted model, not a curated record. Gene Ontology annotation, molecular function: protein serine/threonine kinase activity; ATP binding. Gene Ontology annotation, biological process: endocytosis; signal transduction; positive regulation of canonical Wnt signaling pathway. Gene Ontology annotation, cellular component: plasma membrane; cytoplasm; nucleus.
CGACGCCGAUGUUGACUCGACGAGGCGCACGUCGUCCGAUCGCACCGAGGCCGAGUGCUCCCGGUCCGAACUGCUGUGGCCUAAGUGGAACUUCCUGCGGAGCCUCCCCCGACCGGCGGUCCGCCGUGCAAGUAACACGAAUGAUGAUGGGAGUAGCCGAACCACUCUCCAGCGCUGACACUGCUGUGGCUUGUGAACGCACUGUGGCUCUAUGGUAUUAGUGCAGACUGAGCACAGGUGUGACGUUGAAACCUCAGCGUUUGUCUCGCCUGCUCUUCUAUCUGACCAAGCAGUUAUGUGACGGAUUCAUCAGCAUCCCUGUGACAUUGAAGUCAAGACGUCCAGACCUAUGGCAGUAGAUUACACAACACCAUUAUUUGGCCAUAACAUAUAAAAAGGAGAGUUGACUUGUCUGUGUCUGGUUGGGUGUAUGGAUGUUGUGCUGACAACAGGCUCUUGUCAUGGUGGCCUGGUAUAUCUGAGCCUGAAGCUAGUGUAGCUUCUCGCUGUCAUAUAGAAUGUUAGCGUAUGGCUAGCUACGUAUGGUAAUAGUUAGGGCCAUUGUCCUCCUCCCCUUGAUUGGCAUUUCUGGCCCCUACAAGGGGGUAUAAACUUGUUGGUAGUGGUACCCCCUUACCCCAUCAUCUAAUUUCUUUUUCAUUCAGCCAUCCAUCCAUCCCAACGAUCACCAGGUUUUGCUCCAUCUUUCACUCUCUUCAACCCUCAUCCCUUUUGUGUAGUACUGAGCAAACAUCUGUGUUAUCCACUUCUUACCUUUUGAAUUCAUCUCACAUCUGUCAAACCCCAACCCCAGUGCGACUCACAGUCCGGCCCAGGGUACACCAUCCUAAAAUUUGACAUUCAAGCCGCUAGGCAGUUGUUUUGGUGUUUUUUUUGGUUGCAUGGAAUCGGCUUAACCGUGGAGAGGCCAGGCUAUCACAAACUGAUGGACUUUGACAAGCGAGGAGUUGGGGGAGGAGGGGGCGGCGGUGGGGGAGGAGGAGGGGGGGGCGGCGGUGGAGCUGGAGGGAAGGCGGAGACUGAGGAGGGGAAGAGGAUGUCUGGGAAGACGGGCAGUCGAUCGGGGCACGGUGGUCGGGGGGCUGGCUCCAACUCCGGUGUCCUGAUGGUCGGACCAAACUUCCGGGUUGGAAAGAAGAUCGGCUGUGGGAACUUUGGAGAGCUGCGACUGGGAAAGAACCUGUACACCAAUGAAUAUGUGGCUAUAAAACUGGAGCCAAUCAAGUCGCGGGCGCCACAGCUGCACCUCGAAUAUCGCUUCUACAAGCAGCUGGGAAGUUCAGAGGGUGUCCCCCAGGUGUUUUACUUUGGACCUUGUGGUAAAUAUAAUGCUAUGGUUCUGGAGCUCCUGGGACCCAGCUUAGAGGACCUGUUUGACCUCUGUGACCGGACCUUCUCUCUGAAGACUGUACUCAUGAUAGCCAUACAACUGAUAACCCGCAUGGAGUUUGUCCACACCAGGAGCCUAAUCUACCGAGAUGUGAAGCCAGAGAACUUCCUGGUCGGCCGACCCGGCUCCAAACGGCAACACACCAUCCACAUCAUUGACUUUGGCCUGGCGAAAGAAUACAUCGACCCAGAGACCAAGAAACACAUCCCGUACAGAGAACACAAGAGUCUCACUGGCACCGCGAGAUACAUGAGCAUCAAUACACAUCUUGGGAAAGAGCAAAGCAGGCGGGACGACCUGGAGGCUCUGGGCCACAUGUUUAUGUACUUCCUGCGAGGCAGUCUACCCUGGCAGGGACUCAAGGCUGACACUCUGAAGGAGCGUUACCAGAAGAUCGGGGACACGAAGAGAGACACACCAAUAGAGGUCCUGUGUGAGAGUUUCCCAGAAGAGAUGGCCACCUACCUGCGGUACGUGCGCCGGCUGGACUUCUUCGAGAAACCGGACUACGACUACCUGAGGAAACUCUUCACGGACCUGUUUGACAGAAACGGAUACAUCUUUGACUACCAGUACGACUGGACUGGGAAGGCACUGCCCACUCCCAUUGGUCCGGUGGCCAGUGACACCCCACUUCAGACGAGCAACCGAGAGAAGGCACCGCAGACCAAAAACCAGUCUCCAGAGGGGAAAGGCAGUGAGUCCCAGCCCACUCCAGUGACCAAUCGAGAGCUGCUGGGCUCCCAUCUCACUGCUGAUAGGCUGGGCGGGUCCGUCCAGGUCAUGAGCUCAACCAAUGGGGAGCUGAACACGGACGACCCCACUGCAGGACACUCAAAUGCACCGAUCACAGCCACCGCAGAGGUGGAAGUAGCUGAUGAUACCAAGUGCUGCUGUUUCUUCAAGAGGAGGAAGAGGAAAGCUCUCCAGAGACACAAAUGAAACGGAGAGACGAGAGAGAGACCCCCGCUCUCUUUUUCACUCUUUCUUUCUCUUCCUCUCGGUCUGUGAUCCUCUUCAUUGAACCCCGCCCCCUCCUCCUCCUCCUCCUCUCCUGAUGGGGGUCCUGCAGUCUGCCGUGGGUCGGCGUUGACCGGUCGGAUCAGCAGGAAAUGUUUGUUAAGCUGAUCUCCUGGACUAACUGACCAGACAGUAACAUGAGUUUGCUGUUGCACCCCGAGCUUUAAAUGUGGACUCUUCAUGUAUUUAUGGUCACAAAGUGAACUGAAACUGGAUCGACACACACUGAUGUGACCACACAUGAACAGCUGAUGGACUGUGAAUGGGUGGCGGAGUGGGUUCAGCUCUUUUCCUGACAGACUCUCCACCUCUCUAUUUUUUUUGAGUUUAGUUUUUUCUUCCUUGCUGACUGGUUCAGAGGAGAGACGUGUGUUUCUGAGGAGGCGCAGAGGAGACGUCGACAAGGGGACGGGACUGUCGGACCACACACACACACACACGUAGAAACACACUGCACACCGUCUUGAGCUCAUCGUUAAGAGACUUCACAGACAAAAUGUUGCAGCUCUCGCACAUAGUUGAUAAAGUUUUAUAUUCCCUGGGGUCAAAGGAAGUCCACAGCGAGCGGCUCGGGCUCAGUGUUCUCAUCAGACCUCGGAGGAAAGCCUCACGACCACCAGAUUCAGAAAUUUAAAAAGAUGUUUAUGUAAAAACUUUUUUUUUUUCGGUUUUAAUUUUUAACAAAAAAAUGAAUCCUGUUUAUUUUUCUGUCUGAUUUGUUCAAAAAGUUUGUUUUGUAGCUUCUAGUGUGUUCCUCGAAAAAUGUAAUUUUUUUAAUAACCUGUAUUUUUAAUUUUCUGAUGUUUUUUGUUUUUUUCUCCCUCUUUCUCUUUGGGUUCGAGGAUGGAAAGUCAGAUAACUCCAUUAAAAAAAACAACCAAACAAAAUCAAAACUGAUUAUUAUUAAGGGGGUCAUUAACAAUAUUAUUUGAAGUUAGAGAUAUUUUUGCCCAUCAGUCAGCACGACACGGAAGGUCCAAACACAGGCAGGUUCAUAUGAGGACUAACCACUACAGCCAAGAUACGUCUCUGUGAAGGAGGCGUCAUCGUAGAGAAGAUCCUCAGCAGCCUGUUAACGGCCACCCAGAGCUCCAGUGUGAGCAAUUAAGUAACUAAUAAUUAAUUGAUUGGAUGAGCCCUUACCCCCGGUGAAGGAGUUCAAGUACCUCGGGUCUUGCUUGCGAGUGAGGGGACAACGAAGCCGGAGAAUCGGAGCAGCGGGGGCUGGUAAUGCACCAGUCAAUCUUAGUUCCUACCCUCACCUGUGCUCACAAAGGAUGGGUCAUGACCGAAAGAACUAGAUUGCGGGUACAAGCGGCUGAAGUGGGUUUUCGCAGCUGGUUCGGGCAUCUGGUCAGGAUGCUCCCCCCCUGGAACCCCUCCCAGACGCGUCGGGCUGGGAGGAGGCCUCGGGAAGACCCAGGACCCCCAGUCAGAGCUGGGUAAUGUGGGACGUUUGGGGCCCCCUGCUGGAGCUGCUGCCCCCGCGACAGGACCCCGGAUAAGCAGGACAAGAACAUUUCAUAACAUUCAACUCUUAUUGAUUGACUAAUCGGUUGAUGGUCAGAUAAACAGUUGAAUGAAUUCAAAGUGAGAUUAAACAGAAACCAGCAGAUUGCCAAGACAAAUAAAAAAAAAAAGCUGACAUGCAAAGUAGCAGUAAACACUGAAGUGUAGCUGAGGGAAACAUUGUAGAAGACACACUGCACCUGAUGGGCCAACCAGCUGACGUCGUCAUCCCUGGAGUCUUCUUGACCUUUUAAAAUGAUCUUUUAAGGAUCACAAAUUGUGCAUAUACAAGUGUUCUAUAGGAUUGACGGGGAUGACGGGGAACCUUCAACCUCUGGGUUAGUGGACGACUGACUCCGCCUCUUGAGCCACAGCCGCCCUGUUGGUACUAGUACUGAAUUGUAAAUUGUGACCAUUUUCACACAAUGAUGUCA